Molecule: messenger RNA, 1410 nt
Organism: Penicillium malachiteum
Lineage: Eukaryota; Fungi; Ascomycota; Eurotiomycetes; Eurotiales; Aspergillaceae
Product: tannase and feruloyl esterase
Exons: 6
Coding region: 1-1410 (469 amino acids)
Source: RefSeq, a predicted model, not a curated record
AUGCGGCUCCAGACUUUCGCCGUGGCCUUUGUGAACUUUACAGCCGCUGCAACGGCAAACACAAACCGAGCCAGGUGCAAGGCCUCUAUUUUCCAGAAGUACAUCGAUGCCAAUGGGACGCAGGCCAGGGUACAAUGGGCGACCCAUAUCCCUCAGAAUGGCUCUUUCAAUCCGAUGAAUUUCCCUUCGGUCUCUGAGUAUCCCACAAACCUCCCUGAAGGAUGCGGUGUUCAGAUCAAUGUGAAGUCGGAGGGCAACUCAAGCUACCUUGUUGGCUUGAUCAUGCCGUAUGAAUGGAAUGGCAGACUGCUUUCCGCUGCUUCUGGAAGAGGCAUCAAUUGGGUUGACAUGGGCACUGGAACCAAUUAUGGAUUUGCCACCCUUUCGAGCAACCUGGGCCAUGUUGGAAUCAAUACAGCCGGAACUUGGGCAAUUGACAGACCUCAAGCUGUCAUUGACUGGGGUUAUCGGGCAUGGCAUGAUGCCACAGGGCUGGGAAAGCUGUUUAUCGAAGAGUGGUAUGGCUCAGCCGCUGAGUAUAGCUACUUCUACGGAUGUUCAACUGGUGGAAGACAGAGUAUGAAGAACAUGCAAGAGUAUCCUGAUGACUAUGACGGUAUCCUGGCGGGUGCUCCUGCAUGGUGGACGACCCAUCAACAGCUGUACAACCUCAAGCAAACCACUUACCAGGCGCCCGCCAACUCCUCUCAUACAAUUCCAGAGAAGGUGUUUGACAUUUUGGCCACGGAGGUUCUGAAACAAUGUGACCCUCAAGACGGUCUCGUGGAUACCAUUAUCUCCAACCCUAAAGGAUGCAACCCCAACACAUUGAUGUGCAACUCUACCAGCACUGCGGAUGAGUGCCUGACCGAUGCGCAGCUCAACACACUCUAUAAGAUCUACAAUGACUGGGUCGAUGUUAACCAGACUUAUGUCUAUGGUCACAUGUGGCUCGGAAGUGAGGCUUCAUGGCUGCUUGGAAACAUCGGCUUGGGUGAGGAUAGCACCAUUGACCAGCAGCUGUGUACUGUGGAGCUCGCUAACAAACUGAACCCCGGAAACGCCACUGCCGACAAAUAUGAUAUUAGUGCUUUCCAGAAACGUGGUGGCAAGUUUCUUCAUUACCAUGGCCUUGUUCUGAAGCUCCAGGGCAUUGAAGUGGAUGAUUUUUACAGAAUGUUCUUCCUCAUUCCUGGCAUGGAUGUACCCGGAUACAGAGAUGCUAAGCACGAUAUCAUUUUGGCCAUGAUGUCUUGGGUUGAGAAUGGAACCGCACCUGACAGUAUCAUUGCAACCAAGUGGAAGAACGAUACCACUGCCACUAAUGUCCUUCGUCAGCGCCCGAUCUGCCACUAUCCAUACCAGGCAAAGUAUGAUGGGAAGGGCGACCCGGAUGAGGCUAGUAACUGA